Molecule: messenger RNA, 2832 nt
Organism: Kwoniella shivajii
Lineage: Eukaryota; Fungi; Basidiomycota; Tremellomycetes; Tremellales; Cryptococcaceae
Exons: 5
Coding region: 1-2832 (943 amino acids)
Source: RefSeq, a predicted model, not a curated record
AUGGAAUUUCUACUGUCUGAGCAAAAGGUGAUCUUCGCGGAAGAUCAAUUCCCAGAUGAUGCGAUUGAGUUUUUAACAUCCAGAAUCAGUGAAUUGGGAGGAAAAGUGAUAACAUCUCGAGCGGAAUCCACGAUUCUACUAGUCAACCCUUCCCAUCCCACAUACAAGAAAGAAUUAGAACGAAUAAUAGAUCUACGACGAACAUAUCCUCACAUUUCUCAACCGUUUAUUCACCCUUAUCAUUGGAUAAACAAUGUAUAUCAACAAAAGACACUAAUCAAGAUAGAAGAUCUGUCAGUAAUCUCACCUAUAUUUACAUAUCCCUCAUCUUUUGAGAAUUAUCGACCUAUCAGAGCGUGGGUUUCCGUUAAUGUAUCACGAGAACAAGAUGAAACACCAGAAGCCGCCCGUGAUUCCUUACUGGAGAAAUUGGAAUGUGCAGGUGCAAUCGGUGUGGGUAAGAGAGCUCAGGCCGAUCUAUUGGUAGUGGAUGAAUCAUCUGAAUUCGCUAAGAAAGUUCAUGGUGAAAAGAGAAAACAUGAUAGACAUUGGCAAAAAAUCGUUGAAAGAGAUUGGGUUGAUAAUUGUCUGAGAGAAAGAAAAUUAUCUUGGAGAUUAACACCACAGCAAUUGCAAGAGAGAGGUGAUGAAGAAGACAAUGAAAGUUUCUUAGGGGAUGAUACACCUACCAACGAAGGUAAAGGUCCAGGCAGACCGACUGGAAAACCAAGGGUGGAGUACACACCGCAAGACGAUGAUUUCCUCUGUCGGUAUCUGGCUGCACAUAAUCCAGAUGGUUCAUGGGGAAGUAGAAAGACAUAUCAUAAUUUGGCUGCUACAUCAGCUCAAUAUCCAAUUGCUGAACGGCAUUCUGCUCAAUCAUGGCACGAACGAUACAAGAAGAACUCUGUGUCAUUCGAGAAGAGAGUUAAAGCGUUUAUUAAAGAAGGUGUCAACGGUACCUUGAAAACAAAAGCUGAGAGGGAGAAAGCCAGAUUAGCCAAAAUAUCUUCUCAAGCACAAAUCCAGGAUAGAGCGGAUGACAUCACAGCGGAGAACCAAAACGAAGCUGGACCUUCACGCGUCGAUACCGCUGAUGCAACGGAAGAAACAACAUCUUCACGACAAGAUCGAGUUGGAAAAAGAAAACUUGUAGAAUCAGAUGAUGAGUCAUUACCUCCAGCGAAUACAGCGCGAGAAAACCAACAACCUACUACUGUAACUGUCGAUGAGCAAAGGCAAGAUCUAUUAGAAAUUGCCUCAGGGCGACAGCAAGCUGAUCAGCUUGUCGAGAAGCCUCAAAAUGCAAUACCGACCGAUGAAUCUCGAGUCAUCGAAAAUAACGAUUACGGCACGGUCAAUCUACCGCCUUCCACCAAUACCGACAUGAUACCGCAGCAACAACCAGUCACCUCUGAUAUCAUUCUGGAAGCUGGUGGAUCUUCUUCUGAUGUCGGUGGGAAAUUUGCUUCGCUUGAGCCCGAAAUGCAACGUGAUCAAUCUCAGCCUGUUAUUCACACUCAACCAGAAUUGCCACCUCUUGCAACUGAUAUGGAAGCGCCUGCUCGUAAUGAUGAUAUAGCUGAGGAAUCUCUCACUGAUCUCCUUCCUUCCGCAAGUCAAUUACCCACCAUAACCACAUCUAUCGAAAACAUAGGAGAUCGAACGAUGGAUACAGAUAUGGUAGAACGGGAUCUACUAGACGCUGAAUCUCCCAGAGAAGACGACAUGUCUCAAGCGCAACAAACUGCCUCUCAAGCCGUGACUGAUACAGCUGACGAUGAUGAAGAGAGUCAGAGAGGAGAAGCUACCCAAGCUAUUUUGGCUGAUUUCGCUAAAGCCCAAGCUGAGGCUCAAAUAAGCGCUUCGGGAAUCAUACCAGUGGAACAACAUGAUAGACCUCCAAAAUCUGUUAGAUUAGACGAGGAAGCGGAAGUUCGAAUCAUAACUCCAAAUUCUGAAGAACAGUCUUUACCUGUUUCUAAGCAACAACCCAUCUCACCUCGGCCACAAUCCCCUCAACCAGUAGAAAUAUCAUCGGGACAUCCUGUUUCGACAUCUACAGAAGCUACGAGCACCAAGCAAUUGUCACAAGCUAAACAUACGGCGCCAUCUGCUCUCGCUUCGAUGGAAGAUACACCAGUGUCCAAUGAUGUUCCAGCGGUCAAUACCUUAGCUCCCACAGUGGAAAUUGAUGAUCCCGUGGUCCCAUCUACGAUGGAAACGAUCACGAAGAGGCAAGUCAAUGUUCAGCCUACCACUGCUAUCGAAUCGGGAAUAUCUUCAACCACACCCAAGCCUCGAUCAGCAGCUAAUCCGUCCACACCUUCACCCGACUCGAAGAUGCCAAAUAAGAAACCACGACAUUCAACAUUGUAUGAUCAUUUACUAGCAUCGCAAAGUAAACGUCGACGAACACUUGAUCGAAUGUCAGCUGGUGCCGCUGAUAGGAGUAUCGGUCGAGGUCAAAGCAUCGGAAGGGUUGAACCAGAUAUGGUGUUUAGGGAGACAUCAAUCCCACCUCGUCCAGAAAGAGUCACGCCGUCCUUAUCGCCUGCACCUUUACCCAUACCUAUUUCCAAUCGAUCAAAUAGACCACCGUCUCCAGUCUUAAGUCAAAAGGAAAGAAAUGAACGAGCUAUAAGAGGAAAAGAGUUGAUACAGAAGUCUAUCGAAGAAUAUAAAGCACGAAUAUCAAAUUUGGCAACUCGAUAUAACAUGACCAAUUCACAAGUGGUCAAAUGGAUAAAUGAGGGUGGGCAUAAAGGUAAAGGCGGUGGUGAACGUUAUUGGGAUGAAGUUGAGAAGAGUCUAAGAGCACAACGUGGUUGA